Auanema sp. JU1783 is the source of this 294-nucleotide messenger RNA. Lineage: Eukaryota; Metazoa; Nematoda; Chromadorea; Rhabditida; Rhabditidae. The record is from the annotation of a GenBank genome assembly.
AUGCACAUAGAGUUGUGUAAGUCCUUCACCGUCACCUUCUCGUAUAUUCCCACAAAAAAGAACCCUGCCGACCUCGCUUCUAGAGGUAGUACUGCUUCCUCAUUGAAGUCAGAUACUCUGUGGUGGACGGGACCAUCAGUAUGUAGAGAAUCCCCUAGUCCUUUCAAGCCAGAUGAAGCUCCUUUUUCAUUCCCUCUCUCCACACCUACUCCUUCCGUUUCCGUCCUAACCAUGACCGCAACGAUCCAAACAGAAGACCCGUUAGAUCCCAUUUCUUACUUCCUCCUAUCCUAA